AAGGAUUCGUCCAUGUCUUCAUUCAAUGCGUGGCACCCCUGCCAACCCCAGUCAACUCCCCCGGUCCCAUCAUGCAUGAGCGCCGUACAGCUCUUUAUUGUGCUCGGUUUUCGACUCUGAUCUCAACCUCAUUCUCAGCCACCAUUCCAGAUCCUCGGCUACCAUACCUCCUACCUAGAGCGCGCACGUGCAAUAACGUAGUGAUAUUUAGUUUUCGGCAUCAGCGUUUAGAAGCGACUCAUUUCAUUUAUUUUCCUUUGGAAUCUCACUGGAUCAGCCAGACCAGUUCACGAUCUCAUCGUCGUUCUUCUCACCGUCAUAAGCUUGGGGACAGAGCCCAACUUACAUACACACACAUCAUGGAGUACCAAGCCCCAACACCAUCAAUCCAGGCCGCUUUCGCCACAGAAAGCAGCCCGCUACCACCACCACCAUCACCGCCACCAGCACCACAAUCGCAACCGCAGCAGCAGCAGCAGCAGCAACCCAUCAUCACAGAGCCUUUCGUCGGCACCAGCAUAAAAUCGAUGAAAAUAGCUGCCGAGAGCUCGCUGCGCGAAUACGCUGCUCUCCAGAAGCAGGGCGCCGUCGCGGGCGGGGGUAACGAAAGAUUGCGUCCCCAGGGCGGGCUCGCGGCUUCUGAUCUCCGCGCUCUGCGCGCCGAGGUCACCGCCGUGUUGAAGAGGGCGCAGAAUGAGCGGUGGCGGAAGUGGUUGCUUGGGGGCAUCGUCGCCGCCAUCAUCCCCGCCGUACGCAAAAUCUUCCGCCGGUCCUCCUCGGACGACCACGUGUCGUCUUCCAACGACACGGAGCACGCCUUCCGCAAGAGCAAGUCCCUCAUCGCGCGCAUCCUGGACUCCGUCCACGUCGAGGGCAAGUCCGGCUUCGCCUCCAUCGCCUCCAUCGCCUUCUUCGUGCUGGCGGUGCUGUACGUGUUUCAGAACGAGGUCUCGCUGCGCGUGGCGCGGACCGUCUCGAAGAGGUUGAAGACGCUCGUCUCCAAGGUCGAGGACGGCGUCGAGGAUGUGGGCGAGCAGGACUUCAAGAUCCUGAAUGGGUGGCGGUGGCGGGUACUUCUUUGGUAAGGUAGCUUCGGGAAGCUAAGAAUGGCAGGAAAGGAAGGAAACAUGGUUAGACUAUAUUCCCAGAGUUGUAGUUGCAUUAGAAGAUUUUGUGCCCUUUAUCUACCUACUGAUGUUUUUACACUGGACGCUAAGAUCUCUACAAA
This is a messenger RNA of Xylaria bambusicola, 1228 nucleotides long. RefSeq lists its product as uncharacterized. The transcript is spliced from 3 exons. The coding region runs from base 72 to 1085 and encodes 337 amino acids. The record is from RefSeq and is a predicted model, not a curated record. Lineage: Eukaryota; Fungi; Ascomycota; Sordariomycetes; Xylariales; Xylariaceae.